Populus euphratica (Euphrates poplar) is the source of this 1989-nucleotide messenger RNA. Its product is annotated as nodulin MtN21 /EamA-like transporter family protein. Gene Ontology annotation, cellular component: chloroplast; membrane. Lineage: Eukaryota; Viridiplantae; Streptophyta; Magnoliopsida; Malpighiales; Salicaceae. The record is from RefSeq and is a predicted model, not a curated record. The transcript has 7 exons. The coding region runs from base 96 to 1454 and encodes 452 amino acids.
AGGCGCUUAGUUCAUCACCGGCUGCCUCGCUUUCUAGUCUUCUCUACUGAAGCAGCGAUAGUAUCUGUGAGGGAGGAUUUGGAUUUAGGAAGGAGAUGGAGGGAAGCUUGAGCUUGUUUUCUGCAUCUUCUUUGACCAACUGCUCUAUCCUCCUCCCUACUGCCUCUGCCUCUGCCUCUGCUUCUCUUUCCUUAUCUCAUCCUCAUUUCUCUUAUGAUUAUCCCCUUAAAUUUCCUCAUCUUUCACAGCGUGCGUCUCCAAACCAUGCUAUCAGUUUUCCAUUCUCACCUUCUUCUUCUUCUUCUACUACUACUACUUGUCAAAGAAGCAGAAGCAGACGGGCCAACUUCAUUUCCAAGUGCUCCACAAGCAGUAGUAGAAAGGCUGAAUUGGAAUUCGAAUCAUCAUCAUCACAACCUGUAGAUGAUGGUGGUGAUCUUGAUUGCGUGGGGACAGGCCUUGACUCGGAGUGCCUCGUAUCCGAACCCAAACUCGACGCUCCACUCAUCCAAUUGUCGUCAACAGAAAAAGGAGAAACAGCAACCGAAAGCUUAAUUGAAACGAUAACGGAGACUGCAGUGCUGGUCUCUCCCUUCUUCUUCUGGGGCACGUCUAUGGUGGCAAUGAAGGAGGUUUUGCCCCUCACUGGCCCUUUCUUUGUCUCUUCCUUUCGCCUCAUUCCAGCUGGCUUGCUUUUGGUUGCCUUUGCUGGAUUCAAAGGGAGGCCUCUGCCUUCUGGACUCACUGCUUGGCUCACCAUCACUCUCUUUGCCCUUGUUGAUGCCUCCUGUUUUCAGGGUUUUCUUGCUCAAGGAUUGCAGAGGACUUCUGCUGGUUUGGGUAGUGUCAUAAUCGACUCGCAACCCCUGACAGUGGCUAUACUUGCUAAAUUGUUAUUUGGUGAGGCCAUUGGGAUCGUUGGAGCUUCAGGCCUUGUGCUUGGUGUCAUAGGCCUUUUACUUCUUGAGGUACCUACUCUGACAUUUGAUGAAAGCAAUUUUUCCCUGUGGGGAAGUGGAGAAUGGUGGAUGCUUCUUGCUGCUCAGAGCAUGGCAGUUGGCACGGUCAUGGUUCGAUGGGUUUCAAAGUACUCCGAUCCUGUUAUGGCAACUGGAUGGCAUAUGGUUAUCGGGGGUCUCCCUCUUCUUGCGAUCUCUGUUCUCAACCAUGAUCUUGCCUUCAGUUUGAGUCUCAAGGACCUGACAGCAAGUGAUAUAUUGGCACUGCUUUAUACCUCUAUUUUUGGAAGUGCCAUUAGUUAUGGAGUGUACUUCUACAGUGCAACAAAAGGUAGCUUGACAAAGCUCAGUUCCCUCACAUUCCUAACCCCAAUGUUUGCUUCAAUUUUUGGGUUUCUAUAUCUUGGGGAAACUUUCUCACCCUUGCAACUGGCUGGGGCCAUUGUUACUGUGGUUGCAAUAUACAUGGUUAAUUAUCGGAACAGUAAUGAGUGAUGUAUUAGUGAGAGUGAGGGGCUAUAUAAGAUGCAGACAGAGAAUAAGACCAAUUAAUUUUGAUCAUGUUGACUCUACCCUUGUAUUAAGAAUGUAUCUGGAAGGAAGUUCAAUAAUCAAGUUUAUAAGGAAAGUUGAUGGCUUUCAAGAUGUGCUGUGAAUGCUGGAAGCUCUCUCAAUUCUCGAGGCUAAGUGACUGUUUUAGGUAUCUUGUAUCAGGCAAACUGUUCUGGUUGCACUUGUUGGGUUCCAAACUUCAAGAACUAACUGCCAUCAUGACGGUUAAUCAGUUUCAUACCAGGUAAACUGGUCUGCUGCUUUUGGUAGGUACACGAAAACUGAUGGCGUCAUCUUCCUGGGCGUUGUAAAUAAUUAUUGUUGCCAUGUUAUAAUUUUUUAACAUGGGAAAAGGUUCAGAAUAUGCUUUAUUUAUGAUGUUCAUAUAUUUCUUAAGUGAGGUCUCUGAGGUAGAUAUAUUGUUAGCAUGACUCAUGAAGCAGAAUUAGUUUUUUAUUUAUUGUUAUUUUUAUGGCUA